UUCUGCAGCUGCAGAGCGAGAGCCGACUCGAGCUCAACACCCCGGCGCUCAGCCUCUUCAAAGUAACUAUUGGCCAGUAGGCGUGUUUUAACUUGGCUCGGUCUGAAGUUGGGACCCAGCAGUGGAGGUGUGGGCUUCUGUGUGGGGAGCGAGAGCGAAGGGGAACUGUCUGCUGUGGUGAUACAGAUUCCACCGGCUUCGUUCUUGAGUGCUAGAACACCCCCAUCACCAAAUAGCCACCCCAAAUGACACCCAGGGACCUUCGGCUCUUUUAGCAUUCCGGAAAAUGCACCUUUUAUCUGUCAACAGCUGGGAAAAAAGCAAUUAGACCUGCAGUCCCAAACCAACGUCCAAAAUGAACGUCAAUCCCGAUUCUCUCUCCAGUAACAAUUCGUAUCUGAUCUGUAACAACUGUCAGAAGGUGCUCAGAAAAAAGGAAAAAGGAAUGCGAGUCCCCCGACCCCUGACAAGUGGCCCCAGUGCCUUUAUACCAGAAAAUGAGAUCUUGGAGGCGACGCCGGCAGACACUCACACUAACCUGCUGCUGGUAGAGGAGUAUUCCACAUCUGGGAGGAUAGACCACCUCACUCAGCUGAUGGGCCUUCACCCCCAGUACUUGGAAUCCUUCCUGAGGAGCCAGUUCUACAUGCUGAGAAUGGAUGGCCCACUGCCCCUGCACUACCGCCACUACAUUGCCAUCAUGGCUGCAGCUAGACACCAGUGUUCUUUCCUGGUCAACAUGCACGUUCAGGAGUUCUAUCAGAUUGGCGUGUGUCUGGAGUGGCUCAAAGGCCUGGAGUACAUCCCUCAGAGGCUGAGGAACCUGAACGAGAUCAACAAAAUCCUGGCCCACCGGCCCUGGCUCAUCACCAAGGAGCACAUACAGAAACUUGUGAAGACUGGAGAGAACAGCUGGUCCCUGGCAGAACUGGUCCACGCCGUGGUACUGCUGGCCCACUUUCACGCCCUGGCCAGCUUCGUGUUUGGCAGCGGCAUCAACCCGGAAGUGGACAGUGACAACUUCCAGCGGACCACGGUCAAUAAUUUCUGCAUUUGUGACUUGGCCAACGACAACAGCCUGGAGGACAGCAUACUUGACUGCGCCAACCCUGAGACCAAGGACUCGGUGAGCGAGCUUGAGGCUCUGAUGGAGAGGAUGAAGAGACUGCAGGAGGAGCGAGAGGAAGAGGAAGCGUCGCAGGAGGAAAUGGCCACACGUUUUGAGAAGGAGAAGAAGGAGAGCCUCCUGGUGGGCUCUGGAGUUUUUGAGGAAGUGGUGCUGACAUCCAGAGUCUCGCGCUUUGUGGAAGAUCCCACCUUUGGGUACCAGGAUUUUGCGAGACAUGGAGAAGAUAACCUUCCGACAUUCAGAGCUCAGGACUACUCAUGGGAGGACCAUGGCUUCUCGCUGAUCAACCGGCUGUACUCAGACAUUGGCCACCUGCUGGACGACAAGUUCCGCACUGUUUAUAACCUGACCUACUACAACAUGGCCAGCCAUGAAGACGUGGACACCACUAUGUUGCGCCGUGCACUCUUCAACUAUGUGCACUGCAUGUUUGGCAUCAGAUACGAUGACUAUGACUAUGGAGAGGUGAAUCAGUUGCUGGAGCGGACUCUGAAGGUCUACAUCAAGACAGUGACCUGCUAUCCCGAAAGGACUACAAGGCGCAUGUAUGACAGCUAUUGGCGCCAGUUUAGGCACUCCGAAAAGGUCCAUGUCAAUCUGCUCCUGAUGGAGGCUCGAAUGCAAGCUGAGCUUCUGUAUGCCCUGCGCGCCAUCACUCGCUACAUGACCUGAGUGACCCAAGAUCCCCGGCCUCCGAAAGACACCUUCCUUAGCUGGGACUGUGGUGGCAGCCAGCUCUCUCGCGAAGGAUCACAAGACAAUCUUGAAACCCCAGUGUCAAUAUGCUUUGUCAUGCGUCUCGUGACAAGUUUAAAGUGCAAUUUGUGUUUCCCCUCCACGAAACAUGACACUGAGCAGCAAGCACUAAAUCCCCUUUUAGCUUCUCUAAGAAGCUAGAAGCAUGUUUGUUUCUUUCUCAGUGGUUUUUCAACUUCUUUAAAAGAAAAAUAAAACGGCAAAACCAACUUUAAAAGAGUAAGCCCCCUACAUUGUGCAGGCAAGCCUUUUUGUAAGGGUGCUGGGUAGUUAAGCGUCUUAACUUUUUUAAGACUAGUUAAUGUGAAUAGGCUGAGAGCGUUUCUUUAAUCUUUUGAUAUGUAGCUUUUAAUAAAAUGUGAAAUUCAUCAAAAAAGAUAAAAUCUUACUUAAGUAUUAUUUUUUUCCUACAAGAUUAUAAAACGUUGCUCACAAGAUCCACAGCAGUUGAAGCUAUUCUGUCAUUAUUCUAACUGGUUUUCAUUUGUAAAAAGUACCCCCAUAGUAAAAUUAGCACCACAGUGCCUAAUGUUACAUAAUUGGUAACUGAUCUGGCUAGUACAUUUGUUCAUGUAUACGAGAACAUUUUAUUUUCAUCCACUAUCAUGGACUGUUUCUUUCUCCUACAGAGUAAUGCCUGUUUAUAUUAAAUAAUUUUAACAGAAGAAUGACCCCUACAAGUGUAGGUUGGUACAAUCUUAUAAAACUUCAUUGCUCUUAUAUGUGUAUUUUAUCUUAUUUUAUUUUAUCUUCACCACUUUGGAGAUUCAAAGCUUCUUAACCCUAAGUCAGAAGAAUUUAGGCCUGAAAGAAUAAGCUUGUGAUGAAAGUUCUUAGUGCAAUAUUUAAUGGUUUGCGUCUCCCAACUUUUUCUUUCAAAGCCUAGAGAUAAUAAAUUCAUGCUUUUUGUUUGCUGCAUUUUUUGCACACUCUUAAAAUUUUUAGGAUUUGCUUUUUUUACUACUUGGGCUCUGGUUUUGUUUAUUUCUGUACAAGUGAGCAUGUCUCUAUUAAAACUAAAAAUCCAUAGGUGAUGUAGCACCCAAAGCAACCAUCAGUUAUUUUUAGCAUGCAGCACAAUAUUCAACAGUGCAUUGCACACAAACAGGUAGUGAGGUCAGUAUCUGCUAUGGUUGGAUGUUUAUGUUCAAUGUUUAAGGACAGCUGUUGCUGAGAAUCUGGGUGAAUUGGUUCAUUCAGGAUGUUUGCAGUGGCUUUGGGAAAAGUCACAGAGUUCAAGAAUAGACUUUUUUUCACCGCCUUACAGAUAUUGAAGACAAGGUGUUAUAAGUCUUUUGCUAUAUCCUUAGUUCACAAACAUGAGCACAACAUUUGAUUAAAAAGGCACAUUAAUUAAAUAGCUUUCACAUUUUGCAGCCAGUGGGGUUUCUGUCAAGAUUGGUUCAGUCAUUGUUAGUAAAAUAAAACCUAAUUGUCUGCAAUAAAAACGUCAUUGCAGAGUUCCCACUUGUAUCUGAUCUCGCACACGGAUCCCUAAAUAUUUUUUUAUUGUGUAGUUUGCCUUACUGCUCCUUCCCAUUGGUUCCAUAUAUAGCCAUAAAAGAACACUAAAAACUGUGAAUACAGGUAAAAAACCAUCAGAUGCCAAAUACAUUUUUCCUUUGUAAACAGAUUAGUUUCCGUCUGUACCUACAGAUAGUUUCUGAACUGUCUACGUCUAGACUUGGGUGUGGCAUUACUUUUCUGUUUAUCAUACUGCAAAACACAGAGUGCUUAACUACGGAAGUACAUGAAAAACCAUAGUAACAAUGAAGAUAAAUAAUCCAGUGUUUUCAGUCAGCCAAAGUACUGUUGGGGCUAAUGGGGAAAUAGAGGAUUGGUGUUGGGUAGACUGAACAUUUAUGCAGUUCCCAUUCAUUCAAAUAUUUCUGUAGCAUUAAAAGGAUUUACACUUUUUGGUGUAAUUAUGUGUUGAUGAUCAGCAUCUAGCUUUCCCACAUGUGUAUUUAAAGAUCAGAUCCCAUAAGGAUUGCCAAAUCCAGGUUGAUUGGUAGUAUUGGAAGAAGCAACCAGUAUCAAGUACAGCAUUAUUUUGGGUAAAUAAUUAAGAUUUAUAAUGCAAAAGCAAAAUAAUAAUAAUAACAGUCUAGAAAAAAAGCUGUUUCCAAAGUGUAAGACAAGUAUUAGUGGGAUUAUGAGGAGUGUCCUUCCACGACCUCGAGAGAUCUGGGGCUCCUUUUUUUCUUGUUGUCUGAAAAUGCAAUACUCUGUGAUUCUGGAAGUGCCCUUUAUGAACGACAAUAGAUUCAAACUUGAAAUGUUCCUUUACCUAUGCUUGCUUGGACUUGUAAUAUAAUGAUGUAAUGAAUGUCUGUAUUUCUACUGAAAAAAGAAAAAUGUUGGGGAGAAUGAUUCCAGCGUACACUUUAUAUCCUUUUGUUCUGUAAUCUCAUUUAGUUGUUUUCUUAGAGAAAAUGUGGUAGCAUGUAAUGAAAACUCUUCAUAUGCAACUGUGUGUACCUUAUUUCUUGUUAAUUUUUUUGUAGGAGCCCUUUCCUUAAUUUUGUCAGUAUUAAUACCUUGAUCAGGCAUGCUCUGUUUUAUAAUUUGUAUAUACCUUUGGAAUAACAGAACUGUGAUGCUACCUUUUUCAGUUGUGCUUUAUUACUGUUAAGGACUGUUAAUUACUCUUUUUAUUGUUUUUUUCUUUCCAUUGAAUCUGAAAUGAUCAUCAUAUCUCCCGUUUUACCUGGAAAAACGUUUCAGAAUUCGAAUAAGCUAUAAACUUUUUUUUGUACUGUGCUGCAGAUAAGGAGUAGUAGACCAGAACAGAUGUAAUACCUUUAAAGACUUGUAAGCAUGACAUCUCUUGUGAAUUUCCAUACUGAUAUACUAUACCACUGAAUUAUUGAGAAAUGACUGCAGUAGUGAAUACCACAUUGCCACUCUGGCCCCCAGCAUGAAGAUAAGAAAACCCGACAAUUUGAAUUCUCCAACCACAACAUGUAAACCUGAAAAGAGUUUACAUGCUGUAAACUAAGAUUAUUACAGGAUAAUACCAUAGACUACUCUUAGAAUACUCCCAAGCAUCGUGUAGUACAUUAUCAGUAUUUACUACUGCAAACCAAUUCAGAGUACAAUGAAAUUUUAGGAAUAUGUAAAGAACAAAAGCAAAGUUCCCUCUUGAGAUUUAUCGUUGGGAACCUACAAUCAGGUUAUUGGGAGACUCCCAUAAAGUGAAGAAGUCACUUGAUUUGAAUUGUACCCACAUGGGCUCUUAACUACACACAGCUAUGUGUAACUGGCACAUUUCUGAGGAAAGAUGUGUGUCUUGGUGUUCCUUUUCUUUCUGAGUUGAGUGGAAUGGGAGUUAAAAUGUGAUCUGUGCAUUUGAAAUUGAGAAAAAAAGAAAUAUUGAGCCCUGGUAGGCCUGAAAGAAAAAAAAAUUCAGCAGUGCUUUGUGAAUGCUUGUUUCUCUGUACAUGUAUGUAAAAAAAGUCUUUAAAAAACCCUUUGAAUUCUGAAGUCCCAGUUGGUAACUUUUUUUCAAGAUGAAAACAUGUUAAAUUACAAAAGAACAAUAUUUUUUAGUUCUCCAAAAAAUGAGACAUUUCUCAGUUUGCAGUUAUUGCUAUACAUUUCUCAGUUUGCACAGCGGACUUUGUCUGCCUUGGAGUGAAAGUGUCACUUUGUCUGAUGAAAACAGAUUUAAAAAGAGUUCAAAGCAAUAUUUGAACUCAAUAUAUCAAUAUAUUUUGUUGCAGCUAUGUAUUCUCCUAGACAAUGGAAUGCCUUAUCUUAGACAUACAUAAGAGUGACUGUAAGUGGUAACAGCAUCUUUAAACUCUUUAGGAUAGGCCUGUCUUCAUUUAAAAUUAUAUUAAGAAUUCAUCCGUUUUGAUUAAAAAUGUGAUAAAUUUGCAUUCUAAAUUUGCCGUAGGAGACAUUGCACAGUUGGAAUGGCGCUUCAACUGUGGAAUGGCAGUAUUUCUGUAGCAAUGCUAGUUUUGUUUACUUGAGCCCAAAACUAAUUAUAUGUGUUACUAUUGUAGUGUUUCAAUAAGUACAUUUGUACUUUAGUCCAAUAGUUUUUUUUGUUUUGUUUUCAGUUUUCUUUUCCUAGGUACGGAACAAUGGGGUGGGCUUGUGAAACUAUACAGUAUAUCGCAUUUAUAUGAUCAGGAUUUUAUUUUGCAUUUGCUUGUAGAGAAGAAAAUAAAAGAUUCUCAUUUAUGGUUUCAAUAAAGCUGUCAAAACAA
Messenger RNA from Lepisosteus oculatus (spotted gar), 6105 nucleotides. RefSeq names its product sestrin-3. The record is from RefSeq and is a predicted model, not a curated record. Gene Ontology annotation, molecular function: oxidoreductase activity, acting on peroxide as acceptor; L-leucine binding. Gene Ontology annotation, biological process: cellular response to leucine starvation; regulation of response to reactive oxygen species; cellular response to L-leucine. Lineage: Eukaryota; Metazoa; Chordata; Actinopteri; Semionotiformes; Lepisosteidae. Gene Ontology annotation, cellular component: nucleus.